UAGGAAGAAGUUGUGGAGUGAGGUGGUGUCGUCGCAGAGGAGGAGCAGCACCCGGACGCCCUCCUGGGACUUGUACUUGAGCAGGUCGCCCAGGCUCAUGUCCUCCACCGCCACGCCGCCCAGCGCCCCGCAGCAGCCGGACCCUGGUGAACGCCGACCAGCCCGCCACGUAAACGAGGUGCUGCGCGCCCAGCACCGCCAGGCACAGCUCCUCCCAGCACCGCCCGGGCUCGCCGCCCAGCUCGCCGGCCCCGACGUGUGCGUCCUGGUACAGCCUCAUGUCGCAGCCGCGCCGCGGCGGGAAGAACGCCAGGAUGCCGCCGGGAGGAGCCAGGGCGGCGGGGUGCUGCCCGCCGGGACGAAGGUGGCGGAGAUGCGGAUGGCCGAGCCCUCUCUGCGGCGGCGGCGGCCAGCUCCCUCGGUGGUGGCGCCUCGUGCGCCCCUCUCCGCGGCUCCCGCGGCGUCACCGGCGCCCGCGCGCCCUCCUGCGGCGGCGGCGCUCGUGCGCCCCUCCGCUCCCAGUCUCCCAGAGAUAAGGCCGUGGGAGAGGUGGGAGAGAUGAGAGGUAGAGAAUGAGAG
Molecule: messenger RNA, 579 nt
Organism: Panicum virgatum (switchgrass)
Lineage: Eukaryota; Viridiplantae; Streptophyta; Magnoliopsida; Poales; Poaceae
Product: predicted GPI-anchored protein 58
Exons: 2
Coding region: 98-562 (154 amino acids)
Source: RefSeq, a predicted model, not a curated record